AUGAUACCCGAGGGAUUACCGGAGUUACUGGAGAAGUUCACGGAGAAGGCUAUAUCAGAAAAGCCGACUGAUUUGGUUGAGUUCGCAGCAAAUUAUUUUCAUAACCUUCUGGAAUCCAAAAGUCAACUUGAAGAACAUCGAGUAGGCUAUAUUGGUGCACGUCGACACAGUGUGGCAGCUGAAAGUUUUAAUCCAGCCACGAUAACUGAUUUGGAACCUGUUGUUCAUCCAAAGUCUGUAGCACAAAAACUUCGUUUAGCAUCAGUCGUUAAACCAAUUUUCAUUUUUCGUUCAUUGGAUGAGAUUCAACUGAGAAGAGUAAUCGAUGCGAUAAAAGAAACGCCUGUGACUAAAGGUCAAGUAAUUAUAAAUCAAGGUGAAGAUGGUGAUUAUUUUUAUGUAAUUGAAAGUGGAGACUAUGAUAUAAUCAUAAAUGGGAAUAUAGUAGGAAGUUAUGCUGGAUCGGGUUCCUUUGGAGAAUUAGCACUUAUGUAUAACACUCCUCGAGCGGCUACCAUUAUAGCGAAAACAGAUGGUGUAUUGUGGGCUUUGGAUCGAACAACGUUCCAACAUAUAGUUUUGCGACAGGCAUUUUUAAAGCGUCAACUUUAUGAGAACUUGCUAUCUUCAGUUCCGCUUUUAGGGAGCUUAAGUGCAUACGAACGUACUAAUUUGGCGGAUGCACUUGGGAGUCAUACCUAUGAAGAUGGGACGUGCAUUAUUCAAGAGGGUGAACCAGGAGAAGAAAUGUACUUUAUUGAGGAGGGAUGUGUUGUAAUUUCUACCAAGAAUUCUAAUACACAAAUUAUUUGUUUCUUCUAACACCAUCUACAGGUAGCUAGUUUUAAUAACUAGCGAUAUAUGUUUAACGCCAUUUUUAUUAUUUGAUUGUUCAUAAUAACAACUUAUCAGUUGCUUUAACGAAAUAAAUAGUCAUGCAAAAAUGUUCCAUUCUUAUUGAGAUACUAAUGACGCCAUUAUUUACAGGUUAAAAAGUUAACGAUAUGUCCCAUAAUAACUUAUUAAAGUUCGGUAGAUAUGAUAAAAUAAAUUUGAAAUAGUAACCAUAUCGGAGAAACGUCAUGAAAAUAAAUCUAUUCGGGUUUAACAACGUGACAGAGAAAGGAUGUGGUUUGUAAAAAUUACAAGUCACGAGCAUGUAGAAGGAUUUUAUUUUCAUACACAAUAUGAGUUUUCUAUAUGUAUAAAGCAAGGAGAUCACCAAUACAAAAUGUCAAAUGAAUAUGUACUAUCUCUUUUCUUCCUGGUUUCUAUUUACCUUGCCAAUGAUUCAGAGUGAUAAGUCUCUUUUCGUUGAAUAACCCGUGUUCAUGUGAUAAUUUAUCAUUGUAACCAUCGCUAUGCCCUUUUUUCCAACCUGUCACAAACUCUCUUUUUAGUUUCUGGACUAAAAUAACAGAUUUUUGUGCUUUUUAUUUCAUUCGGAGGAUUGUUGUUAUUAACGAACAUAUUUUACAUUAUCAUUAUUAACAAAGAAUAUGUAUGUAUUUAAUUGUACGGCUUUGGAAAUAAAAUCAUUGGAAAGCAAUAUUUUCGUUAAACAACUAAAUAUUAGACAAAAAAAUGUUUAAGAUAAUUAAAAUUUACUAUUCUUUACUUCUCAGUUUCAUUUAGGCGACUGGUAUAAUUUCAAUAUUUAGAACAUCAGUAGCUUAUCUUUUAUUGAGGUAGGGAAUUAUAAUUAUUGAUUAUCUAAAGUAGUCAAUAAUUAACAUAGUUCAACUGUGUUUUAUCUUGGAUAAAGAAUACACUGAUGCUGUAUUAAUUUAGCCGUCAGUUUUAUCGCACAAAAUCAACGUUUGUAAAUCGUUUUGAUUAGUUAAAGAAAAAAUGAUUUCUACUUAUUCUGUUUAAUAAUUAGGCUGAAAAGUGGGCUAUUUUAUUUUAUAACUAACCAAUUUUUUUAGUGCGGAAAUAUGUAUAAUCUUCAUCCGUAUGGUGUUUAUCUAAAUGUUAUGUAGACCUCGAGAAAGUUGGUUUUGAAGUUUGUAAUUACCACUAAAAAGAUUGGACUUGAUAUAUUCAGAUAAAUUAGACACUGACUAGAUUGUUUAUGAUAAUAUAUCUGUUUUAAAAAUUGUUUUUGAUCUUGAAUUCAGAACUACUAAAUGUGAUUGUAUAAUAUCCUAUGAAUUUCAGAUACCAUUGUCAUAUUUAUAAAAGAGAGAAUUGUCUUGAACAUUGGCUGUGAUCUAUGACAUACCAGCAACUAGCUGAAAUACAAACGACUUUCACAUCAUAUAUGAUUAUAAAAAAAGGAAAACCAGUAGGGAGUUUUCUUGUCGAAAUCUAGCACAAUUUAAAAUUAUUCUUAACACAGAGUUUAGUUGUAUUAUGUAUGUAGCAUUUAUUUGAAUUCAUCUUCUUUAUAUUAUUGUUAAAAUAAUAGUUUUUCAAUACUAUAUUUUAAUGAAUUUAGAAGUGUAAAUACACUCAGAAUCUUAAUAAUAAACUUCCAUAAGUAAUGUAUUUGAAAAGACAUAUUCGUUACAUUUUGUCAGUACAUAAUGUCAUUUUACAAUUUUCCUAUUUUGUACUCAAUGUGUUUCUGUUAGCUAAUAAAUUAGUUUUCGUAAGGAUACAAAUAAUGCCAGUUUAUCUCAUAUCAUAUUCUCAUAUAUGUCAGUAUUGGUAACUAUACACAAAACUUAUUUGAUGCUUAACUUAGUUCUGGUAAUUCAAUGACGGAUAUUAUUGUAUAGAAGGUUUGACAGCAAGCCUUUACUAUAUCACUCAUUCAAUUAUCUAUACUAAGUUAAAUGAGACCCCAUAUUAAGCGUUUUUUUCGCAAACUCAUAAAACGUGGUAUCAUUGCUGUUACAAGGUUGUUAAGCAAUGUACAAUUACAGUAGAAAACUGAUUUGGUUAAUUAUAAUGAAAUUGUAGCUCAGCUAGAUAGGGUGGUGCAUUAUAUACCGUUGCUCAAGAGGACUAUCUAAAUUGUUUGCUGAAUAAAAGUGAUUUGGCGAUUUAAGUAACUAUUUCCUCACGUGACAAAAAAAACAAAAGUUUCAUUUAUUCAUAAUUUAUGAUGAUACUAUAUGUUUCUGUAGGGUACUGUUUCAGAGAACCUGAGAAUUCUGAUUGUUACAAGAUUAAUCAUUAAGAUUUAUAGUCUGAUAUUCAAAAAUAACAAUCAAUGCGAAUAUCUUUUAUAAAACCGUUUGUGAAUUGUUUCUUCUAUUUAUGAAGAAAUACACGGAAAAAAUCAAUUUGUUAGCGAUUCAGUAUCUGUUCUUAUCAUGGAAAAUAGUUUACUUAUUUUGAAAAAAGUUUAAAUAAAUAAGCAAAUAUUUCUAAAAAUGCAAAUAGGUUAAAAUUUUAUUUCAGUGGGAAAAAAAUCCUACUGAGUCUUUACUUUUUUUAAUGAGUUUAACUACAUUAAUAAUGUAAUUUUUUCACAAAUAGAAAGGAGAGGAAAUCGUACUCAAACAGCUGCACAAGAAUGAUUAUUUUGGUGAAUUAGCGUUAAUUUUACAUGAACCCAGGAAAGCCUCAGCUCGUGCUGUUGGUAGAACUAAACUUGCAGUUCUGGAUGUAUCAAGUUUUGAACGACUUAUGGGACCAUGUAUAGAAAUUAUGCAACGUGAAAUGGGACGUUAUCGUACUCAAUUACUUGAAACUUUGGGACCAGAUGAUAUACGUAAUAAUCCUUCAUUGGCAAAAUUCGUAGAAUUCGAACAGUAAUUUCAAAAAAAAGAAAAUACGAAUAUGUCAACUAUAAUGAAUUAUGAAAACAAACUACAAUUGUCUGUUCUCAUUCAUUUCUUCAUAUAGAUGUUUUACGUAAAUGAUCGUAUUCUCAAUGUUUUGUUGAUGAAUUUCUGUAUCUUUCAUGAAUAUAAACGUUUAACGUUCUCACUGUCUUUUUACAAUAUCUGUAACGUGAUUAUUCUCACUAUUUACACAUACAUUCAAUUAUCGAAUGUAUUUUAAAAAAAACUGAUGUC
Schistosoma bovis is the source of this 3971-nucleotide messenger RNA. The record is from the annotation of a GenBank genome assembly. NCBI's taxonomy places the organism in Eukaryota, Metazoa, Platyhelminthes, Trematoda, Strigeidida, Schistosomatidae.